Molecule: messenger RNA, 4291 nt
Organism: Branchiostoma belcheri (Belcher's lancelet)
Lineage: Eukaryota; Metazoa; Chordata; Leptocardii; Amphioxiformes; Branchiostomatidae
Molecular function (GO): protein binding
Source: RefSeq, a predicted model, not a curated record
AGCGGCAUGGUGAUCGACGGCGACAACGCUGUUGCCCUGCUGGACCGGGCGAGUCCCCUACCCGAGCGCCAGGUGCUGACUUACACGGACUUUGAGCGCCGCCAACCGCGGGAGGCUAGCCCGUCCUCCCCGCUACCGGGAGACGUGGUGUUGGUGGCCGAGAAGGAGAGUUUACCGGCCAGCAGAUUUUCUCUCGGUCAGUGCAGCGAGUACUUCCGUGAUCACCAGUUCAGCACCAUGGACAGCGGUGACUCCAGCUUCAGGCCCUGUUUCCGGCUGGAUGGCGUCACGGCGGCAGCGGUUAGCGCGGUGGUUCACUUCUCCUACACCGGGCAGCUCAGCGUCGGCAUGGACAACAUCAGGGAACUGCUGCAAGCCAGUCGGAAACUCGGGGUGACCGGGAUGGAAUACCUGUGCUUACGGUUCCUGCGGCAACACCUUGAUACCAACAGAUGUGUGGAGGUGUUGAACAUCGCCAUCGAGUACAAGCUGAGAGCUCUGGAGGAAACGGCCCGAAAUUACGUCAUCGAAAACUUCAACGACGUGUCGGCUACUGAUGGGUUUUUAAAGCUUAGCGUUAGACAGAUAUGUGCCGUUCUGGGGAGUGAUAAUCUGGACACUGACUCGGAAAUUGAGAUUUUCCGGUCCGCGAAGCGUUGGGUAGAGGCCGAGCCAGGCUCCCGCUUGAAGCAUGUCGGGAAGGUGAUGCGCAAUGUGCGCUUCCCGCUCAUGAACCGGUACCGACUGAAACACGAGGUUUCUAACGUGGACUUCAUGAAGAAAGACCGCGACUGCGAAGCCAUACUCCUCCACGCCAUGGACUACCGGGCCGGCAUCGACCAUCACCGCGUGCACGACUACGAGAAUGAGCGGACGCAGGUCCGGGGCGGUGCGGAGGUUGUGGUGGUAGCGGGCGGUGAUUACGACGUUCCCGACCACGCUCAGUACAGCGACAACCUGCUGUACCUCCAGCCUGGACAGGACUCCCCCGGCCUGCUGGCCGACAUGUCCGGGAACGUCACGGGCCACGCCGCCGCCGUCCUCGACAACUUCUUCUACGUGGCCGGCGGGUGUUUCGACGGCGGCCCGCCCAGCGCCGACUUUCACCGCUACGACCCGAGGUUUAACCGCUGGACUAGACUACCGUCCAUGAAGCAGGGUCGGACGGGCUUCGUUCUCUUAACCCUAGACGGAUGUAUCUGGGCUAUCGGCUCGGGUUACGAGAUGCGCGGACGCAUGUUUCCUAUUGAAAGAUACACUCCACACAAGGACAAGUGGGAACUGAAGUCCAGUAUCGGCGCGCAGGUCCAGGCCGCGGGAGGAGCCGUCCUGAACGGUUACAUCUACUUCACGGGAGGCAUGGCGGGCUCGCACCGCGACCAGACCAGGAAAGACGUGCUGAAGUACUCCCCGGAGGGCGACUACUGGCAGGACGUGCAGAGCAUGCGGAAGAAGCGGUGGGGGCACUCGUCGGUGGCGUGCUGCGGCAAGCUGUACUCCAUCGGAGGCUGUAACGGAGCCCGGGAACUUCUGUCGUCGGAGUGCUACUCACCAGCCACCGACCAGUGGUCCGCCGUAGCCUGGAUGAGGUUUCCGCGCCACCUGGCGGGUUGCACGGUCCUGCAGGACAGGAUCUGGCUAGUUGGCGGGAAGAACCGUCGGAACGGCGCGCUGACGGACGUGUGGUGCCUGGACCCCCGCGCUAACAGGUGGUACCGCCAGGACACCGUGCUGACGGUGACUCGCACAACAACUUUCCAUAUUCAAAAUGCAGAGAAGGUGUACUGUCAAAGCGGUAGUGUAAACAACAUGAUGAUGGAAAAGCAGGAUGAAGAACGGCAGCCAGUUGACCAGGAAGGCUCCCAGGAACCAUUGCAGGGACAGGGAGGCCCUCCUGUGAAGUUAACACAGGUCACACUGAGGAUGCUGUCCAUGCUUGCCCUCUGCAAGCCAGAAGUCCCACUCCCAGUCAGGGUCUUACUUCACAUUGAAAAGUGUGCAGUCAAUGGUGUAAGACACAGGGUAGUUAGUAAGGACAUGCAUCAAAGUGAGAUAAAAGACAUACUGAAUCUUAGCUGUGACCCUUUUGAUGACAGCAAUAGCAAUGAGAUGUUCUGUAUCUCACAGGGAAAAUGUGAUGAAUAUUCGUUGAGUUGUUCUCCUCAAGCCUAUCAUUAUCCUGUCUCUGAUAUGGAAGAAGUCUUUAGGAACUGCUUCUGUGUGGAAGAUGAUAAAGACUGGGACUUGUUGAAGAAACUUUUGCCCCAUCUUGAUAAUUGGUAUUCUCAUGCUGAAAAGUGUGGUGUGGAAAGGGAGUUGCCCAUUGGCUUUCUGCGUGCUUGCUUGCAUGCAUUUGGAAAGUUCCGUUGUGAUGGCUGGGGCAAAAGAGCCAAAAUGCUGGCUGAUAAAUGCAUCAGGUAUUGUGAGAACAGCGGUUCAGAUGAGGUAGAUGAGAAGGAACGUACCCGUGAAAUUGGUGAGUACUACAGAAAGCUGGGGAAAUACGAGCUGUCUGAAAAGCACCUUAAUGCAGCCUUGGAAAUAGGCAAAGCUAAGUCUGACCUAACUCUUCAGAUUACAAGAAUGUAUCUAGCCAGAUGCAAGGUGGACAAAGGGGAGUAUCGUGAGGCUGAAAGUCUGAUAGACGGCUGUCUAUCAUCCCCAGAUGUUAAGUCUCUUGAGGAGAAGACUGAGCGCCCAUACCUUAGAGGCAGAAUGUAUUUUGAGAAGGCUAGGUGUUCUAACAGGCUCCACAAGUACACUGAAGCCUAUGACUUCUGCUCCAAGGCUGUUACGGUUUCAGGUUCUGACAGUUUUAGGUACCCACAGUAUGCAAUGUAUUGUGCCUUCAUCUUGGUCCAGAAAGAACUUAAAACAGACAACCCUAAUGAAGCCGUGCUAAAUGAAGCCCUGGGAAAGUGCGAAAGGGCAAAAACUAUCAUGAAGGACAGGCAUGGGGAUAACCACCACCAAAUGGCUCAACUCCUCUGUAUUGAAGUCAAAAUUUGGCUGUCAAAGAAAGACCCUGAAAUCGCCUUGCUGAAGGCUAAAGAUGCACUAAGCAUCACGAAACGAAAGUAUGGACCAGACCAUAACAACGUCGCUAAAGUCUAUGAUCUUUUGGGUGACAUUCAUUGCCAGAAAGGAAACAUGCAAAAAGCUAACAAAGCUUACAAAAUGGCAAUAUUCAUUUAUGGAGAAGAGCACUCUCAUUCUGAGGACAUCAAAGGCAAAUGUGAGAAACUGAAGGAGAGUCAGGGCAAUUCUUUUGACCCAAAAGAAUGUGACAGGACAGAGCUUGACAAGGAGCUAGUGAAGUGAAGCCUUAACUUUUCCAUUGGCUCUAAAUCAACUUUGAAAGAUGUUUUGGCUUUUUGGUUCACUGUAAAUGGAGAAGUCCCAUCCCUCAUGUACAAAGUGUAGAUUAAUCAGCUUUGUAAAUAUCACAGAAAGACAAAGCCAGAGAUACGUUCAUGUACAUAAUCAAGAUCAGCAAGUGUUGUGAUCUCUUCCACGAGCCCAUGUGGUGCAUCAUUCAUAUUGUAUAGCCACUGUACAGCAGGAAUGCCACAUUGGCUGAUGUCAAUUAAACUUAGCUUUUUGUGGGAAAAUUGGUAUUGAAAAGCCCAUACAUGGUUUUACAAUUGGCAGGUAUAGGUUAAUACAUAAUGAUAUAAGCAUAGUUAUCUGUUAAAGUCUAGGUGUUCUUAGUUCUUACACUUUUAGUUUGAAAACUGCCAUGCAUUGACAUUGUACAUAGCAGGUAGAGUAGAGGUUUGCAUCCAAACUUUACACAGGCAUGUUAAUAAUGUGGCCGGUUUCAGGAUAAUCUGUAACUCCUAAAGACUUUGUCCUUUUUAUAUGUAUAGUGUACAGUGAUAUAGAAACAUUGAGCCAAGUUCCAUAAGAACAAAAGCUUCUACUGUGCCUUUAUUUACAAAUAAUUCAUGCCAAAUUUGCUCUUCCAAAUAUUCACAUAUUCUAGGAAUUGUUGGAGUUUAGAUGGUCUAUGCAACUUUGAAGGUUUUAAUUUUUACACCCUAUCUAUACAGUGAAUAUGUAGAAGGCUGACUGAGUUCAUUAUAUUCAAUAACUCUGUACACACAAGCUAAGUCUAAAACAUAACAAAAAAGUAAGGUAUAGUUGCAGCUUUGAGGCAUUUUUAACAUCCAUCUGUAAAUCUACCGUAACAUAAGUUGACCUUGAAUGUUUAUACAUUUUUGUACAUGACUUGUACAUAAUGUUUGGUGAAGUUGAAUUUGUAUUUCUGAAAUAAACAAUUUGUCUGAAG